This is a messenger RNA of Cyphomyrmex costatus, 1291 nucleotides long. RefSeq names its product protein phosphatase 1 regulatory subunit 7. Lineage: Eukaryota; Metazoa; Arthropoda; Insecta; Hymenoptera; Formicidae. Gene Ontology annotation, molecular function: protein binding. The record is from RefSeq and is a predicted model, not a curated record. The transcript is spliced from 5 exons. The coding region runs from base 221 to 1210 and encodes 329 amino acids.
UGUUUAGACCUUCAUCGUUUUAGUAUUAUGCAGUGUAAACUAGAAUGUGUUUAGUGUCAUUUUAACCGUGCAUUGUUGAAAGUAUCAGUUAAUCGAACGAAAGUAGGUAAUCACUGAUGUUUUAAGGUGAUUUUAGGGUGAUUUGAGUUAAUAUCUAAGUCUGUCAAGAAAUCUACAUCCAUCACUUUUCUCGUCAAGUCGUCACACGACAAAUCUCACAAUGGCUAAUUAUGACGAGAAUAAAAGCGAGAGUUCCGUCGAAAUAAAAGCAGAAAACGAGGGAGAGGACUCCGAGGAGAGAGAGCCUGAUAAGAUAUUAAUUAUAGAUCCUGAUAGCGAAGAAUUAGACUUCAAUCACUCAAGAUUAACCAAACUAGAAAAUCUAGAACCAUUAACACAAGUACGAAGAUUAUGCUUCACAUGGAAUCUGAUUAAAAAGAUAGAAAAUCUUGAUACACUUAUUAGUUUGGUAGAAUUGGAAUUAAGAGAUAAUCAAAUUAUAACAAUAGAAAAUCUAGAUGCCCUCGUAAAUCUAGAACUCUUGGACUUGUCAUUCAAUCGCAUUAAGAAGAUAGAAGGGUUAAGUAGCUUAUUGAAUUUACAAAAAUUAUUUUUAUCGUCAAAUAAAAUUUUACAAAUUGAGAAUAUCUCACACUUAACAAAUCUUACGACGCUGGAAUUAGGCGAUAAUAAGAUACGUGAAAUUAAGAAUCUCGAGGGUCUUGAGAAUCUGACCAAUUUGUUUUUGGGUAAAAACAAAAUCACCAAAAUCCAAAACUUGGAAAACCUGAAAAAUCUCACGUUGUUAAGUCUACAAAGUAAUCGAAUUAUAAAGAUUGAGCAUAUUGAGGAAUUAAAGAAGUUGAAUCAAUUGUACUUGUCUGAAAAUGGUAUAAUGUGUAUAGAGAGCAUAGAAAAUUGUCCAGAAUUAACAACGUUGGAUCUAGCAAAUAACAAAAUUAAAAAGAUUCAAAAUAUGGAUCAUCUUGAAAAUCUUGAAGAUUUCUGGAUGAAUAACAAUGAAAUUGAAGAUUGGAACACGUUGGAAAGUUUAACAGUCAACAAACAAUUGCAGACCAUAUAUCUGGAGCACAAUCCCAUUGCAAAAGAUCCAAAUUAUAGAAGAAAAGUCAUGCUAUUAUUACCAUGGCUCAAACAGCUAGAUGCAACUCUCUGUAAGAGAAAAACUGGUCAACAAUGGGGAGAAUAAUAACAAGUAAUACAUGAAUAGAAAGUAUAAUUAAAGAAGUAGUAUAAAUUGUCUAUAAAGGCUUCAUGUAAUGGAAUUCAG